GCCCGUCAGCAGGACGUAGACGUGCACCAAAAUUGACAACACAAAUGAAAUCGCUUUCGUUGGACUGUCAGGAGAUGCCGCCAAGAAUCAACACAACGAAUCGCAGUCCGAUGAGAACAAAAAUAGUCGGUGCAUAUCCACGGAGAAAGAACGAUUCUUCAGAUCUGUCCGAUUGGGAGCGAAGUUGUUCUCCAUGUAAUGGAAAUAGUCGACGAAGCAGUGCAGCACCUGCUUUGAAUGGUGGAUACAUCGUGAUUCAUGAGUACGCUCCACCGAAUGCAGUUGCACCACUAGUGCUCGGUGAACGUGUGUACGUUGUCGACAACGGCGAUCCAGACUGGCUGCAUGGAUUUCGGGAGCACGACCGACUUUAUCGAGAUCAGGUUGUCUUUGCUCAACCGGACUCCUUGCACGAUGGUAAAGUGACGAUUCGUACGGCACAUAGGGUUUUCGCUCCAUGCCCGUUGAGCAGUUUGGCGUUAAUCUGA
Messenger RNA from Angiostrongylus costaricensis, 488 nucleotides. Lineage: Eukaryota; Metazoa; Nematoda; Chromadorea; Rhabditida; Metastrongylidae. The record is from the annotation of a GenBank genome assembly.